UUGUAUAGAUUCGUUGUGUAUUUCUCAGAUCUCAGAUUUUUUUUUUAUUUUUUUCUGUUUUAAUUUAUUUAGUAGUUAUUUCUGUGCAAUACUUGCCCAUGUACUUGUCGCUUUGUGGCAUGAAAAUCUUCAAUCUGGUUAUAUAACUUUGUGAUGUCAGUUCGAUGCCUCUCCCUCUGUUUCUAUGGGUGUUGACGACAAAUGCUAUCUGAAGGAAACAAAAGAAUUUAUUGAAUUUGGAAAGGUUCAUACCCCAGUGGGUAUUUGCGAGAAAUUCACAUGUCGUGAUGACUUUGUUAUCCGUGUUGAUCAUUGCCCCAAAUAUGCAGUACCAGAAGGGAGAGAAGUGAUACCAAUUGAUUUAACGCUACCUUUCCCAGAAUGUUGUGUGAAACUUAAGUAUGUAGACCAGGAAGGGAAUACGGUAAUAAGGAGCACAGCCUAGAAGAUGGAUUGGUUGAAAUGGUAUACAACAAAGGAACUUUUCAUGUAUAUGUUGCAAUAAAUAUGAUUUUCCCGU
This is a messenger RNA of Hermetia illucens (black soldier fly), 520 nucleotides long. RefSeq lists its product as uncharacterized. The transcript is spliced from 3 exons. Bases 185 to 445 code for a protein of 86 amino acids. Lineage: Eukaryota; Metazoa; Arthropoda; Insecta; Diptera; Stratiomyidae. The record is from RefSeq and is a predicted model, not a curated record.